AUGAUUCAGAUUAAGGAUGUUCCACCUGUUGUACUGGCGAUUCUGUUGUGUGCGUCUGUUGUUCCUCUGCUCGGCUUCAUGUCGCCGAAGCUUGUAAUGUAUUUAGUUUAUGACAAAUCAUACCUUAGAAAGCUUGAGCUAUGGCGAUUGUUCACCGGUGUAUUCGUCACUGGUGUAAGUUUAGCACUGUUAAUGAGGCUCUACUUCAUUUACAAGUUCAGUAUGCUAAUAUUGGAGUUCAAAUGUUGCAUCGAUCAUGUGCCUACAGAAAUGGAGCUUGUUUUCUUUAUGUUUACAAUGUUUGUGCCGCUGAUGAUAGGGAACCAACUUGAGGGUAUUAACACAUUCUCGGAGUGCAUUCCUAUUGCAUUGAUAAGAUAUUUUAGUGAGCUUGUAUCUGAUGACUUCAGACUAAACUUUUUUGGUACGGUAAUGUCUGCCAAGAUGUACAGCAUAGUGUCCUUGGUGAUUGAUUACGUACUUAAUGGCGGUCGUUCCAAGGUAUACUACGGAUUUGUGUACGCACUGGCAUAUGUUUAUUUGAGGAGAAAUGUCUUUGGGGUGCCGGCGGUGUUCGUAAAGAUGGUAGAACGAAUUAAGGAAAUAAAAAUUGAAAGAAUGUUCAGUCCAACUGGGAUGGGACGAAGACUAGGCGACGGAAAAAGAAGCAAGAAAAAAGAUUAAAAAUUGAUUUAACGGU
Messenger RNA from Vavraia culicis subsp. floridensis, 700 nucleotides. RefSeq lists its product as uncharacterized. Lineage: Eukaryota; Fungi; Microsporidia; Pleistophoridae. The coding region runs from base 1 to 684 and encodes 227 amino acids. The record is from RefSeq and is a predicted model, not a curated record. The transcript has a single exon.